Molecule: messenger RNA, 1356 nt
Organism: Cajanus cajan (pigeon pea)
Lineage: Eukaryota; Viridiplantae; Streptophyta; Magnoliopsida; Fabales; Fabaceae
Product: putative magnesium transporter NIPA1
Biological process (GO): magnesium ion transport
Cellular component (GO): membrane
Molecular function (GO): magnesium ion transmembrane transporter activity
Source: RefSeq, a predicted model, not a curated record
ACGUAUAGUUAACGAUUUAAGCGUUACCUGUUGUGUCUCAAUUCCCCUCUCUCCCGUCUCCGGAGAGAACGCCCUAUCAUCAUAAUUUGAAUCUUUAAUUUUGAUGCUCAUCACUUUCUGAUCAUACCAAGAUGGGGCUUUAGCUACAAUACUCUUUGGCAGGCUGCCAAGAAGAAGGUCAAGGCAUUCUGUAUUGGACAUCUUGGCCCUGCUUGAUUCGUUAGUUCCAAACCAUGGGGGCAUCACAUGACAACGUAAUUGGUCUUAUAUUGGCCGUCUCUUCCAGCGUUUUCAUUGGUUCUAGCUAUAUAGUUAAAAAAUUGGGUCUUAAAAAAGCUGCCGACAAUGGCAAUAGAGCAGCCACGGGAGGGCAUUCGUAUCUGUGUGAACCCUGGUGGUGGGCUGGAAUGAUUACAAUGAUCGGUGGCGAAAUAGCCAAUUUUGCAGCCUAUGCAUUCGCUCCAGCACUCCUUGUAACACCUUUGGGAGCUUUAAGCAUCAUUUUUAGCUCAGUGCUAGCUCACUUCAUAUUGAAAGAGAAAUUGCACAUGUUUGGCGUGCUUGGGUGUGUUCUCUGUGUGGUCGGAUCUACGACUAUUGUUCUGCAUGCACCGCAUGAGAGAGCCAUUAGCUCUGUUAAGGAAGUGUGGCAUCUUGCUACAGAACCGGGUUUUAUUGUCUACAUGUUCAUUGUUGUGGUAGUGGUUACUGUUCUUAUUGUCCGUUGUGUGCGAAACCAUGGACAGGGUCACAUGCUGGUAUACAUUGGAAUAUGUUCUCUCACGGGCUCCAUGACGGUUAUGAGUGUCAAAGCAGUGGGAAUCGCUUUGAAGCUUACAUUUGAAGGGAGUAAUCAAUUCAUUUACUUUCAGACCUGGUUCUUCACAAUUGUUGUCGUAGGAUGUUGCCUUUUGCAGAUUAACUACUUGAACAAGGCUUUGGACGCGUAUAACACUGCUGUUGUGUCCCCAGUUUACUACGUCAUGUUUACAUCAUUUACGAUCAUCGCCAGCAUUAUCAUGUUUAAGGAUUGGGCGACGCAGGAUGCAUCGCAGAUUGCAACUGAGUUGUGUGGGUUUGUGACAAUUUUAUCAGGGACCUUCCUUCUUCACAAAACUAAGGAUAUGGGAACUAAACCCUCAGAGGCCACGGUUUAUUCAAGUCCCCAACUUCCUAAGGAUACUCGCACACAUGAAACCAUCCAAAUUUAAAUCUAUGUUCCCUCCUUAGCUAACACCGCUACUGUUUGGUUCUAACAAUCUUGUAAUUUCUCUUAUAUAAAUAUAUAUCAAAGCGAGAAAUGUGAUGAAAAUAUGUAGAUAAAUAGAUUAAAACAAGCCUUUCUCUUUUGAUUUA